Messenger RNA from Medicago truncatula (barrel medic), 2507 nucleotides. RefSeq names its product ATP-dependent DNA helicase homolog RECG, chloroplastic. The record is from RefSeq and is a predicted model, not a curated record. Lineage: Eukaryota; Viridiplantae; Streptophyta; Magnoliopsida; Fabales; Fabaceae. Gene Ontology annotation, molecular function: ATP binding; nucleic acid binding; DNA helicase activity. Gene Ontology annotation, biological process: DNA recombination; DNA repair.
AUGUGUUACCGGAUGAAGCAUAAAUUUACAGACCAGAAGGUUGUUGAAAUAGACCAGCACGGCGUAAAGAGCACUGUAAAGUUGCGUAAGAAGGUAUUUGCUCUUAUGGAUCAUAACAUUCCUGAUCUAAUUGGAAAUGGAAGCGGUGAAAUGAAAUCUAAAAUGAAUCGGAAAGAUGCAGUAGAUGAUUUCGACAUCUCCUUGAUGUGUAGGAUAUUUCCAUCAAUUACUUUGGGUAGUCCUCCUCAAGUAACCGACAAAGUUGGGAAAACAAAGACAGUUUAUUUGCAUUUAAAGAGAUUUUUCCGUGGCACAAGUUUUACUUUUAAAGGUUUCCUAAAUAGUAUUGCGAACAAGUAUCAAGUGAGAGACAUAGCAUGUGUGAGUGGCAAGGUUAAGACUAUGCCUGCUAAAGGUCACUACGAGAUAAGAGAAUUUAAUAUUGAUGUGCUUGAAGAUGGGAAAGAUUUAUCCCUUUGCGCAAAAGAGAGGCCAUAUUGUAUCUACCCUUCAAAAGGGGGUUUGAACCCAACAUUCCUUCGGGACAUCAUUGCAAGAGCUUUACAUGCCUUGCCAGUCAUUGUUGAUCCAAUUCCUAAAGACAUUAGAGAGGAAUUUGGACUCUUAAGUCUUCAUGAUGCAUAUUUUGGAAUUCACAAACCAAAGGAUAUUAGUGAAGCUGAUCUGGCCCGCAAGAGACUGAUAUUUGAUGAAUUUUUUUACCUGCAGUUAGGACAAUUAUUCCAAAUGCUCGAAGGUCUUGGUACACAAGUAGAAAAGGUUGGGUUGCUAGAUAAGUAUAGAAGACCAGAAAAUAACACUGCAAAGGAAUGGUCCUGUCUCACCAAGAAGGUUUUGGAGCUCCUUCCCUAUCCUCUUACUUCCGGUCAACUGCAAGCUGUUUCAGAAAUUAUUUGGGAUUUAAAAAGGCCGGUUCCAAUGAGUCGGCUACUUCAGGGUGAUGUUGGAUGUGGGAAAACUAUUGUUGCUUUUCUUGCAUGCAUGGAAGUUAUUGGCUCUGGCUACCAGGCGGCUUUCAUGGUUCCAUCUGAGUUGGUUACAAUCCAGCAUUAUGAACACUUGCUUGCGUUGCUUGAAAACUCGGACGAGGUCAAGUUCAAGCCAACUGUUGCUUUACUCACUGGUUCAAUCCCAAUAAAACAAUCGCGGCUUAUUCGCAAGGGUAUCCAGACCGGAGAAAUUUCAAUCGUCAUUGGAACCCACAGUUUGUUUGCAGAUAGCGUUGAAUUCUCAGCCUUACGUAUUGCUGUGGUGGAUGAGCAGCAUCGCUUUGGUGUGAUUCAAAGAGGAAGAUUUAACAGUAAGUUAUUUUAUAAAUCUUCAAUUUCGAGUCUGGAGGAUGCUAUUACAGACAAGUCCUCAAAGACUGAUGAUUAUAUGGCUCCACAUGUUCUUGUCAUGUCUGCUACUCCUAUCCCAAGGACCCUUGCGCUUGCUUUAUAUGGUGAUAUGUCACUGACACAGAUAACCGACUUACCACAAGGAAGGAUUCCUGUUCAAACAUAUGCCAUUGAGGGAAGUGACAAAGGAUUUGAGGAUGCCUACAAGAUGAUGAUGGAUGAAUUGGAAGAUGGGGGGAAAAUUUAUCUUGUCUACCCAAUUAUCGAACUUUCGGAGCAGUUACCUCAGCUUCGUGCUGCUUCUGCAGAUCUCGAAGUUAUCUCAGACCGGUUUCCAGGAUACAAUUGUGGUUUAUUACAUGGGAGAAUGAGAAGUGAAGAAAAAGAAGAAACGUUAGGGAAGUUUAGGACUGGAGAAUUGAAUAUACUACUUGCCACUCAAGUAAUUGAAGUUGGUGUUGAUGUUCCAGAUGCAUCGAUGAUGGUUGUGAUGAAUUCUGAGAGGUUUGGAAUGGCCCAAUUACACCAACUCAGGGGCCAAGUUGGACACGGAACAAGGCAGUCAAAAUGUAUAUUAAUAUCAUCAACUGCCAGUGGCCUUAAUCGUUUGAAAGUACUGGAGCAAUCAUCAGAUGGGUUUCAUCUUGCUAAUAUGGACCUAUUAUUACGUGGACCUGGUGACUUGCUUGGCAAGAAACAAUCUGGACAUCUUCCCGAGUUUCCUAUUACCAGAUUGGAAGUCGACGGCAAUAUUUUACAAGACGCAGAUGUUGCUGCACUGAAAAUCUUAAGUGCUUCCCAUGAUCUAGAGCAAUUUCCUGCACUUAAACUGGAGUGCAUGAGACAGCCACUUUGCCUGCUAGGUGAUUGAUCAAGUCUUGAUGUGAUCUUCAAGAGUUAACACUUAACACACUGUUCAUUGUGAUAAUUUUGUAAUGUAAAUAGUUUGACAGGCUCUUCUUGGUUAUGUAGACAUGAUUUAGCCUUUAGGCUGAUGUUUAUAAGUUGAAAGACCAUUGUUAUCUUUGUAUCCUAUUUUGACUGUGAUUCUUCUUCCUUGUAAUCAUUGGUAGCAGUGGCAGUCUGAGCAUGUUCUCGAGAUUCGAUCAAACAAGGCCAUCUUUUUUGGAUGGCACCUUUUUUUUA